Messenger RNA from Neolamprologus brichardi, 2521 nucleotides. RefSeq lists its product as uncharacterized. The record is from RefSeq and is a predicted model, not a curated record. Gene Ontology annotation, cellular component: nucleus. Lineage: Eukaryota; Metazoa; Chordata; Actinopteri; Cichliformes; Cichlidae.
CCACGUGGCGUGAGGACGAUGAGGAACUGAGGGUGGGAGGAGUAAAAGGAGCGUUGAAAGCCAAACCGAGGUUCUCCUUCACUGAGGUCAAGCUGCUGCUGGAGGCGGUGAAGAGGAACAGAUACAUCAUCCUCAGCCGAUGGACGCCAGCGUCGCCACCUUGGGCUGCAUUUGGUGACAGCGAUCUGUACUCUGCUGCAAAACGCACUCCAGCCGACUGGCAGCAGGUGGAGAGCUGCUUCUGAUGCUGCUCUGUCGCCAGAGAGGCUGCAGUCAGUGAAACUGAUUGUGGUGCUGAGAACUCGAGUCAGAUGUCAAACAUAACAUUUGAUUUUAUUGUGAAGUUACAGGAUGUUUUACUGCUCCGUCUGCUCUCUCUGUUUUUAGUGCACCGUGCUUUUAAAGAUCCUUACCAGCAGAGGGAGCACGUGGGUCACCUUUUACAGCACUGCUGUGAUUUAAUACUUGAGACUGAUUCGUUCUCUCUGUAGGGAAGUUUAACCAAGGUGUGUCGGCUGAAACGAAGAAACAGACGUGGGUCGAGAUCACCAAUCAGAUCAACGGUCUGGGAGAGAAUCACAGAGAGGUGCGUCAGAUCAUGAAGAAAUGGGCAGACCUCAAAUGCGAUGGGAAGCGACGCAUUGCAGCGCUGCGGGGUCCCAACGGCACAACCCUGAGGAAGAAGAAACUGGGCCCCGUGGAGAGGAUGGUGCAUAAGAUACUGAUGAUGAGUCCUAGAGGAGACGGCGACAGCGAUCUGGACCUGGGAGAAGACGACGACUUCUCAAAGAUGUGCAGCAAAGGGCUACCCUCCAACAGUUCCCCCUACUCCUACCUCAGUCUGACAGACGGCACUCACACUUUAUCAGGAGGACCCUCUUUUGACCUUUCACCUCUCUCCUCACCUGAAAAAGAACUUGGCGGAGAUCCUUUCCACUCCUCGUCUGACUUUGACCUGGGUGAUGAUGGAGAACACAUGAUGGAUUUCGAUGAAAACGACGACUCCAUGUUCUCCUACCCUUCCUCCGUCCGGCCACCCCCCACCUCCCUCGAUCCUCUGCCCGAUAACGCCCUGAUGAGGGUGAAGCCCGUCUACACGUACUCCCGAAGCAGCAACGGCCAGAGCCAAACCAUCCAGACCUCCUCCUCCUCCAGCAGACCUCCACCCGGACCUUCCUCCUCCUCAGUGGCUUCCACGUCCUCUGGCUUUCCUUUGGCUUCUGAUUCAGAAGCUGCUUCAUCCUCUGCUGUCCCCCCACCAUCACCAUCCUCCAACAGACCUGGCUCCGCCCUCCCUGCUCCCUCUCCAUUCCCUCCUCCAUCAUCUUCCUCUGCACCUGCUGCAGCCAAUGGUGCUUCCUCUCACCCUCGACCUUCUACCUCAGUUCCACCACCUGCAGCUUCCUCCGCUUUCUCAACAGUCACCUCUGCAACUAUUUCUUCUUUUUCUCAAAGCCAGCCUCCUCCCUCCUCCUCCAUCUUUCCACGCAGUGCUCCCACCUCAGGCUCAAGCUUAUCGGACCCUCUCCCAGCUGGAGCAUCCUCACGCAGGCCACACGAGCAGGUCGCCCAGGUGGCGUCUCAAAGCCUGCAGCAGCAGCGGGCCAGCAGGAUGCUCCUGACCUCGGUGUCUCAGUCUCUGGAGACGUUGGCUCAAUCGGUCCAGCUGCUCGUGGAGAGCCAGCACGAGUUCGUGCAGGAGUCCCUGCAGCUCCAGCGGGAGACCGUGGACAUCCUGAGGGAUUUCUCCAACACUGCACUAACCAUGCUGAGAGACAAGGCCAGCAGCGGGCAGCUGGCCCACCAUCCCCACCGACAUCAUCCCGCCUCGCACUUCUGAAACCCAGAGGGAGAAACGACAGGUUUGAGCAGUGCGAGGAGCUUCUCAUCAGUCGGGAGUCUUUCUGGUGGCUGUUCCUGUUUGCUGCACACAAAAGCUGCUUUCCACUGGUGACUCGAGCACACGCAGAUUUAGGCCCAGAGCUCAAUUUUAUUUAUGUGCCUAAAUCCUGUUUGUUUUUCCCCUUUUUGUAGUUUUAUUUGUGUCAAAUUCUAAAAGUUUUCCACACUGUAAUAAUCAGCAUUUCUGAUGGUGCUGAGCUGCUGUAGUCUCACAACCGCCGUGAACAUUUCCACACAAACCCAGAGUGACCGAGCGCGUUUACGGGAGACGAUACACUACGUGGUGCAAGGACACGAUCUGCAGUUUGAGAAUUCUGCUUCCUGUGGACAUGAGAGGAGAACACUAACCCUGCAUCUGAUCUCAGAGCGAGGCUCAAGAGUCACGGCGCUCUUAAACUCAGACUGUUUCCUGAAACACCCGAGGAGUGACACCUGGGGACAGGUGGGACAGGUGCUUCAUGUCUGUAGUAAAUUAGGAUGAAUUGUUGAGCAGAAGGAACCUGUUUUGUUGGGGUUACUGCUGAAUUUCGCUGCUGCUGAUGAAACUUUAGCUGUAAUUGACCAAUAGAUGAACUGAAUCUCUUUCCCUCAUUAAAAACAAACAGUUCUCUUUUGGUAA